AUGGCUGGCGUCAACCUACAAGAAGUCCACGACUUCAUGAUCUCUAUCGCCAAACAAGCCGGUGAACGCAUCGUCUCCGCAAGACCAACGACUCAAGGCUCAGGAUCGAAGAAGAACUCGGUCGAUCUCGUCACCGAAACUGAUCGCGCCGUCGAGAACCUCAUUUCGACAUCCCUCCGCGAGAAGUAUCCAGACUAUGAAUUCAUGGGCGAAGAAACAUACAAGCCCGGCGACAAACUUACCGCAGCACCGACAUUCAUCUGUGACCCCAUCGACGGAACGACGAACUUUGUGCACCGAUACCCUUACGUUAGCAUUUCACUCGGUCUGGCGAUAGAGCGUGAGCCUACUGUAGGAAUCGUGUACAACCCAUUCACACAAACUUUGUACUCUGCGAUAAAAGGACAAGGCGCGUAUCUGAAUCAAACGACCAAAUUACCACUAUCACCACCAACGCCGCUGGAGACACUGAAUACCUGUUUGGUUGCUGUGGAGUGGGGCAGCGACCGGAGUGGGAAUGACUUCAAGGUCAAGAGUGAGACUUUCAAGAAGCUGGCAGCCACAAAGGAAAAUGGGGGUGGCAUGGUACAUGGGUUGAGAUCAUUUGGUUCGGCGGCGCUGAAUCUGUGUGGGGUUGCGAGUGGAGGUUUGGACAUCUACUGGGAAGCGGGAUGCUGGGCAUGGGAUGUUUGUGCUGGGUGGGUUAUCUUGAAGGAAGCCGGCGGCAUGGUGGUUGAUGCAAACCCGGGAAACUGGAAUCCAGAGGUUGAGGGGCAGAGGUAUCUUGCUGUACGAGGGGGUGAAGGACAAAAGGAAAUUAUUGAGGAGUUCUGGAGCUUGGUUGAUGGUGCCUUUGAGGUGGGUACGUAG
Alternaria arborescens is the source of this 870-nucleotide messenger RNA. RefSeq lists its product as hypothetical. Bases 1 to 870 code for a protein of 289 amino acids. The record is from RefSeq and is a predicted model, not a curated record. Gene Ontology annotation, biological process: signal transduction; phosphatidylinositol phosphate biosynthetic process; inositol metabolic process. The transcript is spliced from 3 exons. NCBI's taxonomy places the organism in Eukaryota, Fungi, Ascomycota, Dothideomycetes, Pleosporales, Pleosporaceae. Gene Ontology annotation, molecular function: inositol monophosphate 1-phosphatase activity.